Messenger RNA from Notodromas monacha, 2370 nucleotides. NCBI's taxonomy places the organism in Eukaryota, Metazoa, Arthropoda, Ostracoda, Podocopida, Cyprididae. The record is from the annotation of a GenBank genome assembly.
AAAAGAUCAGGUUUCGCUUCGAUCAUGUUAAUUUCGGGCAUGCUAGUGACAGUGGUCGGCCUGCUGGCUGCAACUAUUCUUUUCCAGAAAUUUCGGAGAUGGCUGAAGAUGCCACCUGGACCAUGGGGCAUUCCAAUUUUCGGGUACAUUCCUUGGGUCGACCCCAUUUCCCCAUGGGAGACCCUGACGAAACUUGGCAAGAAAUAUGGCCCAGUGAUGUCGGUAAACUUCUGUGGGGCUCAGCAGAUUGUUUUAAAUGAUUGGGAAGCCAUUUCUGAGGCCUUUUCCAUGACAGUUUUGAACGAUCGCCCGCGGUUUAUUCUUUUCGAAACAACAUCAGCAAACCAAAAAGGACUCAAUGCCCCACAGAAGGUGUGGCAUGACAACCGCUCUUUCCUUGUUAAGAGCCUGAAAUAUUUCGGUGUUGGAAGGUCCAGCAUGGAAUCCGUAGUUGCUCACGAAGUUCUGUCACUUCUCGAAUCAUACCGAGAGACAAAUCUCGGGAAACCAAUGGAAAUUGACGGGAGAUUAGACGUCGCGGUCAUGAAUGUCGUUUGGAAAAUCUCCACCAAUAGGCAAACAAGCCUUGAUGAUGAAAAGGCGCAAAAGAUGAUUGACUUGCUGCGGAAAUUUGGGGAUUACGUCAACCAACUCGGUCCAGCUCAGUUUUUCCCAAUCCUUUUUAAGCUCGUGCCAAAAUACCGUCGAAUAAUGGACCAAGUUCGAGCUGAAGCUCCGGAAGUAUCUCGAGAAUUUCAGAGAGAAGUUGAGGAACAUAAAAGAUUAUUCAAGGAGGCCGCAUCUGAGGUACCACAGGAUCUAGUUGAUGACUACCUAAACGAGCGAAAAAAGCGAGAAAACGUGAACCCUGAAAACGCUGAAUCUUUCGCAGACGAGCAUCUCAUCGCAGUAAUAACUGCGCUCUUUGCUGCCGGAACAGACACGACAGCAACUACCUUGCGAUACGCAUUCAUAUACUUGGCCAAGCACCAAGAUGUGCAGAAAAAGUGCCAAGAACAACUCGAUUCCGUGGGAGCAUGGAUCGUCUCAAAUAUUAAUGCUUGCCAUAGAGACCCGAAAUAUUGGCCGAACCCUGAGAAAUUUGACCCAACUCGAUUCUUGGAUGAAAGUGGCGAAAGUUUGAAGAAGCACAUCCCGAGUUUCUUGCCUUUUGGGGCCGGAAAACGCCGAUGUCUGGGAGAACAUUUGGCUUACAUGGAAUUAUUCUUACAUAUUGCGUACCUGCUGUCCAUGUUCAAUGUCAACUUCCCCGAUGGGUUCGAACCGGACAUCAAAAUAAACCAUGGUGACCCAAUUACCCGACGACCUGCCCCGUUUCGUGUCAUUCUUACUGACCGCGCUGAAGCAAGAAUGGCCCUAACCGGUUUACUAUUAGCAAGUGUUCUUGUGCUUUUUCUUACCUUUUCCCUUCGAUUGCUGUGGCGAUGGCAGAGAAUGCCACCCGGACCCUGGGGAGUUCCUCUGAUUGGUUACAUUCCCUGGGUGAACCCGAUUUUCCCUUGGGAAACUUACACAACUUUGAGUCGUAAAUAUGGUCCAGUAAUGUCCGUGAACUUCUGUGGGACGCCGCAAAUAAUUCUCAGCGACUGCGAAGCUGUGUCUGAAGCAUUAUCAAUGAUGGCAUUUAUCGACCGACCUCAUUUUCUACUAUUUGAAGUGCUUUCGGUUACGGGAAAAGAAAGAAUCUCACCUGAAGGGUUUGUUGGAAACAGCAAGAUUUGGCACGAGAAUCGGACCUUCGUGUUGAAAAGCUUGAAAUCCUUUGGUGUUGGGCGAGUGAGUCUGGAAACAUUGGUUGCCAACGAGGUUGUUUCGUUGAUUGAUUCCUACAAAGCCAACAAUCUUGGGAAGCCGAUGGCUAUUGACGGACGAUUAGACGUUGCCGUGCUCAAUAUUGUUUGGAAACUUGCCACAAACAAACAGACAAGUCUGACUGAUGAAAAGGCGAUUCGAAUGAUCCAGAAGCGACGGAAAUUUGGUGAUUACGUCAACCAACUGGGUCCUGCGCAGUUUUUGCCAUCACUAAUCACUUUUGUACCGAAAUUUCGUCACCUGAUGAAAGCUGCAAAGGAUCUUUCACCAGAGCUUACAGAUGAAUUCAAGAAGGAAAUUGAGGAGCACAAAGCUUUACAUCAAGGGAAUAUCCCGCACAUGCCGCAAGAUAUAGCUGAUGAUUAUAUUGCUGAGCGGAUUAUGCGAGGGGCUAAAAAUCCUCAGGACGCCGAAGCUUUCUCAGAUGAACACCUGUCGGCGGUUAUCACUGCACUGUUCGCUGCUGGGACUGAGACGGUUGCUACAACACUGCGUUACUCGUUUAUUUUGCUGGCCCAAUAUCGUGAUGUGCAAAAU